Molecule: messenger RNA, 3125 nt
Organism: Solea solea (common sole)
Lineage: Eukaryota; Metazoa; Chordata; Actinopteri; Pleuronectiformes; Soleidae
Product: gamma-aminobutyric acid receptor subunit rho-3
Exons: 10
Coding region: 965-2374 (469 amino acids)
Biological process (GO): signal transduction; monoatomic ion transmembrane transport; nervous system process
Cellular component (GO): neuron projection; synapse; membrane
Molecular function (GO): GABA-A receptor activity; extracellular ligand-gated monoatomic ion channel activity; neurotransmitter receptor activity
Source: RefSeq, a predicted model, not a curated record
GUGAGUGUUUUUACAAACUUCAGUUUCCUGUAGUAAAAGUCUAACAGUGAGAUAAAGACGUGAACAUGUAUUUCUUAAGAUGUCGUACACUUAAAUGUCCAGUGGGUAAGACUUAGUGACCUCUAAUGGUGCGUCAGGGAACUGCAGUGGCCUUCACAUCCGUCUCCUCUCUGCGUCGCAAGCUUCUGCCUCAAACACCCAAACUUUUCUUCAGUUUUUGGGCGAUAAAUACUCCUAAAUGUUCUGUAACUUUAGUGACUCAGCUUAAGUCACAUCGAAUGAGGAAGGACAUAAAUGUGACCUAGUUGGUGAUUGAGUGUUUGCUUCUUCACAGUAUUUCCUGCAGAUGUUAUUCUAUACACGAUCUGCGUGUUUGUGUUGUGCUGUAAUUAUACGUUCCCAAGGUGAAAAACCUGAGGGAGAAAAGAGAAGAAGAAGUGCUGGAUUAGAUCUUGUUUUCCCUGCUCCUGCUCAGAUUACAUCUUUCAUUUUUUGUCUGGAUUCUGUUUUUAUUUGAGCCGAAUCCAAAGCCCUCGCGUGUGCCAACACCUCAUACUGUACACACACACACACACACACACACCUGCUUUUUCAUUGUCCCGCUGACAAAAACCUGAUUACUGACGGAUGUGUGCGUGUGUUUGUAGGUUAGUGAAAGAUCUGCUGCAGCAGUAGCGGCGGCGGUGGAUAAGAGGAUUAUCGUGGAAUUAGUGUCAGAUUGGUAUCGAUUUUAAUCAGAGAUUGAAAGAUGCACAGAAGUGCAGAUAAAACAUCCACAGACAGACGGACACACACACUGUGGACGCAGGCCAGGACGUGAAGGUUCCUGCAGCGGAACAUGGGUUUGUCUUCACUGUGUGGUUGAGGAAGCUUCGGCGUCUGCAGAGACCUGGACCUGGACUUGGACCUGGUCAUGAUGCCGCUGCUGCCGUGUCUGCUGUGGUGGAGUAAGAACCUGUGAAACAUGAACGUGGGCUUGCUGCUUCUGGCUCUGGCCGACCUCGUUGCCACGGCGACCGGAGGAGGACGCAGCUCUGGACGCAGGAAGCACAAGGAGGUUUUUCUGGAGGAGAACAGCAGGUUCAAGUUUGGAGGACGCAUUGACUACAAGCUGAAGAGACAGGACAGCACCAAAACACUGCUUAUAAAGAGUGAGCAGCUGCUGAGAAUCGAGGAGCACGACUUCGCCAUGAGACCAGGCUUCGGAGGCGCCGCCAUUCCUGUGGGCAUCGACGUGCAGGUGGAAAGCAUCGACAGCAUCUCUGAGGUCAACAUGGACUUCACCAUGACCCUCUACCUGCGUCACUACUGGAAAGACGAGCGGUUGGCGUUUCCGUCGCGCAACAACAAGAGCAGGACGUUUGACUCUCGCCUGGUGAAGAAGAUCUGGGUCCCCGAUGUCUUCUUCGUCCACUCCAAACGCUCCUUCAUCCACGACACCACCAUGGAGAACAUCAUGCUGCGGGUUUACCCCGACGGGAACAUCCUCUACAGCGUCAGGGUCACUGUUACAGCUCUCUGCUCGAUGGACUUCAGCAGCUUCCCACUGGACGCACAGAACUGCUCACUGGAGCUGGAGAGCUACGCCUACAAUGAGAACGACCUGAUGCUUUACUGGAAAAACGGGAACGACUCUCUGAGGACGGACGAGAUCGUCCUGUCUCAGUUCUUCAUUGAGCAUUUUCAGGCGUCCAGUGGCCUGGCUUUCUACAGCAGCACAGGUUGGUACAAUCGCCUGUUCAUUAACUUCAUCCUGCAGAGGCACAUCUUCUUCUUCAUGCUGCAGACGUACUUCCCCACCAUGCUGAUGGUCGUGCUGUCCUGGGUCUCCUUCUGGAUCGACAGGAGAGCCGUUCCCGCUCGAGUCUCUCUGGGAAUCACCACAGUUCUCACCAUGUCCACCAUCAUCACAGGAGUCUCCGCCUCCAUGCCGCAGGUGUCAUACGUGAAAGCCGUGGACAUUUACCUGUGGACCAGCUUCCUGUUUGUCUUCCUGUCCGUCAUUGAAUACGCAGCGGUGAACUACUGCACCACACUGGAGGAGAUGAGGAAGAUGAAGAGGGGAAAGAUCCCGUCCUCCUUCACUGCUAGCCAGGCGAUGGCGUUCGACGGCUGUUUCCACGACAACGACAUCGAGAUGACGCCGUUCCCGCACAUGGCGCCCACGCUGACCUCCGACCCUCUCACCACUCCGACUCAGAGCGCGGACGUUCGCCCCCCGAUGGCAGGAACUCGCCUGCGGAGGCAGCGGUCGGUGCGGGAAAACGUGGACCUGCUGGUCAACAACAGCUACAUGAUCGACUCGUACUCGCGCCUGGCGUUUCCUCUGUCCUACCUGCUCUUCAACGCCAUCUACUGGAGCCUGUACUCGUGAUGGAAACACAGAGUAUGUUGCUGCGUUCCAUUUACAUUGCAAGUCACAACUCGGAGUGACAUCACGUUCCAGUUGAAAAGUCAGAAAAAAUCUUAGACUAGCAAUCACUGACAAACAUCGUACAAACAUCAUGGAAACAAUAUAGAAACAUUGUACAAACAUCAUAGAAAUGACGUACAAACAUCGUACAAACAUCGCAGAUGGUUAAAAAUAAAAACAUUACAAUGUAUACAUUUGAUUUAUCGUUAAACAAAUAUGAUAAAAGUGCAAUUAACGGUAAAAGUAGCGGUGUUUUUUUUAGAUGGCAGUCAUCUUGGAAUCCCAUGUUGAGGUUGUUGACGUUUCUCAGAGUUUCCCAGAUAUUCCGAUUUCCGACUACAAAUGGAACACAACGUCAGUGAAUGAACGCUCACUCUCUGCCUCCUCUCCGUCACUCAUUGUCGUCACUCAUCGUCGUCUUUGUCUCAGAGAUUACGAUAAAAAAACAAAAACACUUGAGUCCUGGCAGGAAAACUGUGCAGUUUUACUCAGAAAUGAAUGUGUGUUUAUAUUAAACUAAUCUCUCUUUUCUGUGCAUCUUUUCACUCACAGUAACACUCUGAAGAUUCAUCUCCUCUGUGUUUGUUCGACUUACUCGAUGUUCAGUUUCUUAGCGACGGGGGAAAAACAAAACUGUGAACACGCUUGUGCAUUUUCCUGAUAAAUUAUGUGGUUUUAUUUAUUUCAUCAAUAAAAUAAUAAAGUAAAACUU